ACUGCACAGAAAAUCUGAUGGAUGAAGAUGAGAAAGACAGGGCAAAGAGAGCUUCUCGAAACAAGUCUGAGAAGAAGCGUCGAGACCAGUUCAAUGUUCUCAUCAAAGAGCUUAGCUCCAUGCUUCCUGGAAACACACAGAAAAUGGACAAAACCACUGUGCUGGAAAAGGUCAUUGGUUUUCUGCAGAAACACAAUGAAGUCUCAGCACAAAUGGAAAUCUCUCAUAUUCAGCAGGACUGGAAACCUUCCUUCCUCACUAAUGAAGAAUUCACCCAGCUGAUGUUAGAGGCAUUAGAUGGCUUUGUCAUCGCUGUGACAAAGGACGGCAGCAUCCUCUAUGUUUCUGACAGUAUCACACCUCUCCUUGGGCACUUGCCGUCAGAUGUCAUGGAUCAAAAUUUAUUAAAUUUCCUUCCAGAACAAGAACAUUCAGAAGUUUAUAAGAUGCUCUCUUCCCAUGUGCUUGUGACAGAUUCCCCCUCCCCAGGAUACUUAAAAUCUGACAAUGAUUUGGAGUUUUAUUGCCAUCUUCUCAGAGGCGGCUUGAACCCAAAGGAAUUUCCAACUUAUGAAUACAUAAAAUUUGUAGGAAAUUUUCGCUCUUACAAUGUGCCUAGCCUUUCCUGUAAUGGCUUUGACAGCGCCCUUCUAAGGCCUUGCCAGGUAUCUCUAGGAAAGGAGGUCUGCUUCAUAGCUACUGUUCACCUAGCAACACCACAAUUCCUAAAGGAAAUGUGUGUAGUUGAUGAACCUCUAGAGGAAUUCACUUCAAGGCACAGCUUGGAAUGGAAGUUUUUAUUUCUGGAUCACAGAGCCCCUCCAAUAAUAGGAUACCUUCCUUUUGAAGUUUUGGGAACCUCAGGUUAUGACUACUACCACAUUGAUGAUCUGGAGCUCCUUGCUAGGUGUCACCAGCACUUGAUGCAGUUUGGUAAGGGGAAGUCAUGUUGCUACCGGUUUCUAACCAAAGGCCAGCAGUGGAUUUGGCUGCAGUCCCACUACUACAUCACCUACCAUCAGUGGAACUCCAAGCCCGAGUUCAUUGUGUGCACACAUUCGGUAGUCAGUUACUCAGAUGUCCGGGUGGAAAGGAGGCAGGAGCUGGCUUUGGAAGACCCACCAUCUGAGGCCAUCCACCCUUCAGCACUAAAGGGCUCAAGCCUGGAACCUUGGCAGCACUUUAAGGCACUUGACAUGGACGCCUCAGGCCUUAACACAAGUUACUCAUCAUCAGUGUCCUCAAGAAGUUCCCAUAAAUCCUCACACACAGCCAUGUCAGAAUCCAUCUCCAUUCCAAGCAAGCUGAUGACAGAGGCCAGCACCACAGCUAUGCCAAGAUUGGCUGUCCUGCCCCAAGAGCUCCCUGUGCAAGGGCUCAGCCAGGCAGCCGUGAUACCGGCUCCUCUGCCUGUUCCAUUGUCCUGUGACCUCACACAGCAGCUCCUACGUCAGACCAUUUUUCAGAACUCACCUGCUGCCCUGGCAGAGUUUCCAACACAGUCCAGCAUGUUCCAGACCAUCAAAGGCCAGCUGGAGCAGCGCACACGGGUCCUGCAGGCCAAUAUCCGGUGGCAGCAGGAGGAGCUACACAGGAUCCAGGAGCAGCUGUGCCUGGUCCAGGACUCCAGCAUCCAGAUGUUUCUGCAGCAGUCAGCUGUAUCCCUGAGUUUUAGCAGUACCCAGCAGCAUGAUGCUCAAAAGCAGCCCCCUCAGAGGUCAGCCCCAGGGGCCCAGUCCCCACUCACCACAAACCCUCAGCUUCCAGGGCAGAUAACCUCCACCCAGGUCACAGACCAGCACCUGCUCAGAGAAUCAAGUGUGACAUUAAUCCAGGGUCCCAAGUCAACCAGAAACAUGCAGAUGAUACCAGCAGGUCGCCACCCUGUGGGCACCCUGACAACCUUGUUCAGCAGCCCCACGGCUGUGCUCUCACCAACUCUGAGCCUGACCACACUGGCCUCUAACAACCAGGACACCAACCAGUGCCAGCCCAGCCCGGACUUUAGCCAUGAUAGGCAGCUCAGGCUAUUGCUGAGCCAGCCAAUCCAGCCCAUGAUACCUGGGUCCUGUGAUGCAAGGCAGACCUCUGAGGUUGGCAGGACUGGACAGCAUGUCAAGUAUCCACAGAGCCAGGCCGUGUUUCCAAAUGCAGACAUGCACAGCACCAGCAACAGCGCCUCAACCCCCAUCCUGAUGAUAGGACAAGCAAUGCUGCAUCCCAGCUUCCCCAGCUCCCAUCCAGCACCCCUGCAGCCCACACAGGCUCAGCAGCAGGCUCAGCAGCACUUCCUGCAGGUACAGGUGCCAACCUCUUUGCACAGUGAGCAGCAGGACUCACCACUUCUCUCUACCUACUCACAGCAGCCAGGGACCCUGGGCUUUGCCCCACAGCCCCAGCCCCCUCAACCUUCCCGAAGGGUCAGCUGCCUGUCUGAGUCCUCAGUCCUCCAGCAGCUGCCCCAGUAGUACCCUGGCACCUCAGUCAGGUCCCAAUCAGUUU
Phyllostomus hastatus (greater spear-nosed bat) is the source of this 2502-nucleotide messenger RNA. RefSeq names its product neuronal PAS domain protein 2 (gene NPAS2). Gene Ontology annotation, biological process: regulation of transcription by RNA polymerase II; circadian regulation of gene expression. The transcript has 20 exons. The record is from RefSeq and is a predicted model, not a curated record. The coding region runs from base 18 to 2468 and encodes 816 amino acids. Lineage: Eukaryota; Metazoa; Chordata; Mammalia; Chiroptera; Phyllostomidae. Gene Ontology annotation, molecular function: DNA-binding transcription factor activity, RNA polymerase II-specific; RNA polymerase II cis-regulatory region sequence-specific DNA binding; protein dimerization activity. Gene Ontology annotation, cellular component: cytoplasm; nucleus; CLOCK-BMAL transcription complex.